AUGAGCAUCGACGCUCCUCCAAUCAGCUCGGAGCAUAUCGUCAUCAAUGAUGACGAUGCCGAGGAGCUGAUGCCCAUAGACCAUCAGUCCAAAGGGGUCCAGACGAUUCAGGACUCAUCAGAUGACAAGCCGAUUGCUGCUAGAUGUCUGCGCCGCAACGUUCGCCCAUCAACCCAUGAGACCAUCAGGCACUUGCCAAUCAAGCCUACGAAGAAGACCGACAAGAGACCAGGUCCAGGCACCCAUGGAUCCAAGCCCAUUAAGAAAAAUGAUAUGAAGGCUGAAAAGGCCAUCAGCAAGGAGAUCGAAACCUACUGGGGCAAACACUUCAUCAAGUCCUACAUUCCCAAGUCAUGGCGGAGGGCAUCAAUCGACCAGUGGGGCCGUCCGAUGGUGACGCCUCUGCAGGGUUUUGGCGACUACGGUGGCUACGGUCGCAGCUAUGGUGACUAUAACGGUUACAGCGGCUAUCCACCAUACGGUCAACCACCAUUCUCUGUCCAUGGCCGCCAGCCACCCAUGAUGACCCCAUCGUUCAGCACUCCAGGUCAUGAGCGCCGUGGUCGCGAGUUCCCUAAGAUCAAGCGCGAGUCUCCCGGCAUCGAGGAACAGGGCAACGACAUUGGCAACCCAGUGUUUCUUGAUCGUGAGGAAGUCAUGGUGGAAGAAGCUGCUGUCGCUGGAGAAGAUGAGUAUGAUGACAUCGAUGCGGAAGUGGCUGCUGCGGAAGCAGAGCUCAAACUUGCACGUCUCCGCGCUAAGAAGGCCCGGAUGGCGGGAAAGUAG
Messenger RNA from Alternaria atra, 786 nucleotides. RefSeq lists its product as uncharacterized. Bases 1 to 786 code for a protein of 261 amino acids. NCBI's taxonomy places the organism in Eukaryota, Fungi, Ascomycota, Dothideomycetes, Pleosporales, Pleosporaceae. The record is from RefSeq and is a predicted model, not a curated record. The transcript is spliced from 3 exons.